AUUAAUCCACAAGAUGAUCUAGUUCCUUUGAAUUUUUCAUCACUUCCUAAAUUCUGGAAUACAUUAGAUAAUUCCUUUUAUCAGGUUACCAGAAGACUGUCAUUACAGGAAGACUUAGCUACCUAAAUAGCCAAGAAGUUCAGUAAGUUCUCAGAGCAUUGUUAGCUAGUUUAAAGACUUAACUAAGCUAGCAUCAAAUGGCUAGUGCUUCAACAUUAGUCAUCUCAGAGCUUCAAGAACUUAUGGAUACACAGAGAAAGGUGGCCACCUUGCCUGCUAAGCUAAGUGAUGAUUCAGUCAUGCAAAAGCAAGAAUCUAAUCCAUCUGGCAACAACUCACCAAGCAAAGAAAAUAAAGGGAGGGGCUCUCUCUUCUCUGCUGUGCAACUGUUUAGCAAAACGAGCAAGCCAAUUGAUGCUGGGAGCGAUGACUCUCACAGUGAAACAGAUCGUGCCGAUGCUGUAAGAGUGUUAGGCAAAGUGGCAGCAGUGCCAGGUCUGUUGGCAGACAGAGUAAAAUCUACCCAGGCUAAGCAGAUUGAAGCUGGAGAGUUAAUAAAUUUGACAUUUCUAGAGGAUUAUGAGAGAAUUGCCAUUCAGAAAGUCAUUCAAGCUGAUCUCAAGCUGAGGAGACACAUUCUAGGGUCGUUGAAGAACAGCAUUGACAAAACUUCGCAGUCUGAACCAAAAGAAACCAUCGAGGAAAAAAAGUCAGGCCCGAUGCCAUGCACCAAUUGUGGAAAGGAGAUCAACUUGAUAUGCACUCGAUUGUUAUCUGGAAAAUGUUCAGACUGUAAACGAAUGCUAUGCAAAGAUUGCAUAGGAAAGCCAACGCACGGUCUGUCUGUCCUUUGCUCAGUGUGCAAGAAUAGAAGAAUUCUCAGAUUACAGACCCUAGACUAUGAGUCUAUUCUCCACUAUGGUGUCGGAGGUGACAGAGAAGAGGAUUAUGUUCCCACAGUUGCAGAGUCUGAGCUGGUUAAGAAAUCACUGCAAGCAGCAGUCAACCUAUCAAAGCCUCGGAAGUCGGUCGAGUUCUCUGGAGAUAUGAAGCGAGACAUUCAAAGCCUAGGUGUAACUCUUCCAAGAAACAGAGCUUCAAGCCUAGGUGUAAACAGAGGGCAACUAAAGAGCAUUGGCAAAUCUGCUUCACUCGAAACAGAUUCGCAGGCACAUUCGAUGUCUCCAGAAAACCGAUCCAAGUCUGCCACUCUGCCAAAAAAUGAAACUCUUUCCAUUCCAAACAUCAAUGAUGCUGAUUGCGGGUUUCAAUUAAUGUCAAAAGCAAGUGAUGAGAGCCUCAUUGACCUGUGCAGUGUUUACAGUGAGCAGUGCUACUUUGGAGUGGAGAUCAGUGGUCGCAUUCUUCUAGGCAUCUGGUAUAAAGCUAAUGAAAAGAGGUUGUAUGUUCGGAUUAUCAAAGCUGAGAAUCUCCCAGAGGCAGCUGAUGGUGCACUGGAUCCAUACGUCAAGACCUACCUGCUGCCAGGCGUCUACAAAAGCAACAAAAGAAAGACAGGCCUUCAGUACGAUACCACCAAACCUGUGUGGAAUGAAAUCCUGAAGUAUGCUGAUCUUACACAAGAGGAGGUGUGUAGUCGAACUUUGUGGGUCAGUGUGUGGGAUUGGAACAAAUACGGUCGACAGCAGUUUCUGGGUGAGGUUCGAAUCCCCCUAACAGGUCGGGAUCUCACCAACUCCAGGGACGAAUGGUUCAAGCUACAGGACUCAGAGGCCAAGCCAAGUCUUGGAAUAGAGGAAGUGGAUUCUCCUGAGCAACCAGUGAAGCCUAGACUACUGGUGGCGAUCAUGUUCAAGUCGUACAGUGAAGAAGAACGAGCUCAUCUUAGAAGUGAGAAGGAAGGCAUAAUUGGCUGUUUGCACAUUAGGAUCAAGAAAGCUGAGAAUCUACCUGCCAUGGACGUCAACGAUCGCACGGACAGUUUUGCUCGAUGCUUUCUAUUCCCUAACCUUCAGCUUGGAGGAAAAAAGAAGACCAAAAUCGUUGAUAAUUCGCUCAACCCAGUCUGGGAUGAGGAGCUGGCCUACACUUACCUUUCUCUUGAGGAGCUGCAGUGUAAUAGAGUACUAGAAGUCACGCUGUGGGAUUACGAUAGACGAGGCACAAACCAGUUUAUUGGAGGUGUGAGGAUUGGUCCAAAUCCGUUCGAUGUGAUCCAUUCGCACGACUGGAUGGAUUCCACUGAAAGUGAGUCAAAUCACUGGGAAGACAUGCUGGAUCAGCCAGGGGAGUGGGUAGAAGCAUGGCACACACUGAGGCCCAGUAUGGAGUCUAUGCACAAGCUGCAAUCAAACCGCAAGAUUCGUGAAGGGAGUAUUUCAUCAGGGUCCCUCCCAUAUGAGACCCCAUUGCUUAGCGGCCAAGAGUCUCCUAUCAUCUCAUCACCUGUGCCUGAAGGCGAUAAGAGUUUGGAAGUGAACAUCAGUCGCUCUAAGAAAGGCCACUACCAAAUCAGUGGAGAGAUUCUCAUUGGCAUCAAGUACAAAGAUGAGUCCCUCUACCUGAAGAUCAUCAAAGCCGCUGGUCUCACUGCUGUGCACAGAAAUGGAGUUUCUAAUCCUUACGUAAAGAUGUACCUCCUUCCAGAUCGCAGUAAGGAAUCCAAGAAGAAGACGGAUAUAAAGAAAAAGACCCUCGAUCCAGUUUACAAGGAAGUGUUCAAGUACAAAGUGGACAAGGAUAAAAUUCACUUGAGGACUCUCUGGGUGACUGUGUGGGACCAUGGCUCUCUUGGAGGCAGUCAUUUCAUGGGAGAGACAUGCAUAUCACUGAAUGGCGAUCUACGUCACUCAAGCGAAAGGUGGUAUGAGCUCCACGACUUUGCUGAGACUGGAAUGGUCGUAAUGGCGACCCCAUUUGGCCGUACCCCCACCCAUAACCCUACCGGGAUUCCCUCCCUCGACAGUAGUGCUCUCAAUGCAGUGGAAGGAGAGAAUCAGCAACAGCAGGACCCUGCAGACCAUAGAGAAGGAGAAGGAGAGCGGCCAUUAGACAGCAGUACACCCAAGCCCUCAUCACAGGAACAAGAAGAUGUUCCGACACCCAAGCCUUCAUCACUGGAGCAAGAAGAUGUCCCAGAUACAGCACCUCAGGACAUGCCCGCUAUUCCCAUUGUUAAUGUGGAGGACUUUGAAGCUCUAUAAAGUAGACAUGUUGACUAAUUAGCUAUAAAUGUUGUCACGCUCUCACGCAAUCACAAUAUUACUUAUGUUCGUAUAUUUCAUUUUCAUCACAAUACUGAAGUUAUUGCAAUAAUUUUUUGGAUCAAAAUUGUACAA
Messenger RNA from Halichondria panicea, 3299 nucleotides. RefSeq lists its product as uncharacterized. Gene Ontology annotation, biological process: exocytosis. Gene Ontology annotation, molecular function: neurexin family protein binding. The record is from RefSeq and is a predicted model, not a curated record. The transcript has 8 exons. Gene Ontology annotation, cellular component: plasma membrane; exocytic vesicle. Bases 198 to 3164 code for a protein of 988 amino acids. Lineage: Eukaryota; Metazoa; Porifera; Demospongiae; Suberitida; Halichondriidae.